Messenger RNA from Micropterus salmoides (largemouth bass), 856 nucleotides. RefSeq names its product polysaccharide biosynthesis domain containing 1 (gene pbdc1). The record is from RefSeq and is a predicted model, not a curated record. The transcript is spliced from 6 exons. Bases 61 to 561 code for a protein of 166 amino acids. Gene Ontology annotation, cellular component: cytoplasm. Lineage: Eukaryota; Metazoa; Chordata; Actinopteri; Centrarchiformes; Centrarchidae.
CAGUACAAGACAACACACAGUAGUCCAUCUCGAACUACAAACGAUCUUUGGCUGAGAAAAAUGGCGUCGGAUAAUGGACUGGCCUCUCUGGGGCUGGAGGGAGCGUCAGCAGCUGCACAUGCUCUGUCUCUUCCUGCAGAGGCUUACGGAAACGAUCCCCGGCUUGAGGUCAUGUGGGCGAUGAAGGCCUACAACCACGCAGAAGUAUACUUCAAUCUCAUUUCAUCAGUCGAUCCGAAGUUCCUGAAACUGACGAAACUGGAUGACAAAAUCUACUCGUCCUUCAGAGAGACCUUCAAAGAUCUCGACAUAAAGCUGCUGAAACCAGACGACCUGAAGUCUGACGAGGCCAAAGAGAGAUGGCGUCCGUUCUGUAACCAGUUUGAAGGUCUCGUUGAAGAUUUCAACUACGGCACUCUGCUGCGCCUGGACUGUGAGAAGGACUACACAGAGGAGAACACCAUAUUUGCCACCAGGGUUCAGUUCUUUGCUGUUGAAAUCGCCCGUAACAGAGAAGGCUUCAACAACACCGUCUUCAUGUCCAAAUGUUCAAAGAGCUAGCUUCAGGCCCGUCCAGCCCCGCGCACCAUCAGCAGGACGUCCUCCCGCCUCCUGAGGGUUCAUCCUUUUAUUUUCACUCAACACGUCACGUUUUCUGAAAACGUCAUCUGUUUUGUUAUACUGAAGUCUGACAGCUGCUCCUUUUCCUCCGCUCUGUCUGGACAACAUGUUUUGUAUUUACUGUAAAGUUUGAUUGUGCCAAACUGAAGUGGUCUGUUUAUUUUGUAAUUACGCUCAAGUUGCAUUUUGUUUGCCCGUAAAAGGAAACGACAAAUAAAAAGUCAGCUACAUUUUA